This is a messenger RNA of Diaporthe amygdali, 1617 nucleotides long. RefSeq lists its product as uncharacterized. NCBI's taxonomy places the organism in Eukaryota, Fungi, Ascomycota, Sordariomycetes, Diaporthales, Diaporthaceae. Bases 1 to 1617 code for a protein of 538 amino acids. The transcript has 5 exons. The record is from RefSeq and is a predicted model, not a curated record.
AUGCCUGGCAUCAACCAACUUCCAUCUGGGUCAGAAGGUGCGGCAGCGGUCUCGCUGAUAUGGGCGUCGGAUGGUCCUGUAAGGCAGCCCGCUUCCAUUUCUGGUCUUGACAGCGCCACACGCAUAGGACUCGAUGCUGAGACUGCUUCUACACUAGAUCUCUCCCUACUCGCCGUAUCAUCGAUUUCGAGCACGACUUUUUCUAUAGUACAGCAGAUCCGCGACAUUACUUGGUAUGUCGACAUAGUGACGGAGGGUUUUGAACGCAAGUUGAGAUUACCGGCCGAUGAUCCGGAACUCGCCAUCGCCAAUGGUUCCUUUGGGGUUGACUUGGUCCUGUACUAUCUUCAGUACUACUCAUACAGCGUGCAGGCUAUGCUCGUCAUGUUCUGGGCAGCCGAAUUGUGCCAGCUGACAUAUCAGGUUGGGGAGAGACGCACGAUCAGAGUCAUGUUCCGCAAACUUCAUACGGCAGGAAAAUUGGUCUCGUGGCUGCUGCCACUGAUGACCAUUUUGAUGCUACGGAUCCCGUCCCUCAAGGAGUCUUUCGUAGCCUUUAUCCUCAUUGCCGACUUACCUCUGAUGAUCAGUCUUGCCAUUGGUAGUGGACUCAUGAUAGCAGUCCUGAUCAGAUACGUGAGAACGCGACAGAAGUUUACACAAUGGAGCCCGCCGAAUUGGAACUCGGGAUCGAACUCAGGAGGCACAGUAGUCACGGGCUCUCAGGAUAGCUCCCAGCGUAACCUCUCGGGAAGGCGAGGCCUUUACGAUCGUUGGCUCAUGGUUCGCUUCACUAUCGCUUUCGUGUCCCUGGCUAUCUUCGAAUGUACCAAUACUCUAUUCCAAGUAACAGCAUUACAAAACAACAUUAAGGACUCAAAAGCUACCGCACCGGAUCUCAGCGCAGGGCGUGCGAUACAGACGUUGGUCCUUUUCAUGCCUGGCACGACACCAGGCAUCUUCAUCUUUGUUGUCUUUGGCACCACCGCGUCUUCCAGGAAGAAGCUCGCCAACCUGAUCAUACCAAAGAGCUGGCGCGAAUCGCAGCGAUUCUGUCUUGGCCGUCGCAAGAGAAAGUCGUCCGAACCAGAUGCACUCUCACUGCGCGAGGGAGGCAUCACUGUCAAGCGCUCCUUGACUGUCACAUCAACGAGCCGGUUGCGCGCCAACCCGGCACACGAUGACGAGUUCUCCGAACCGAGCAUGAUCUCGAUGGACGACCUGACGAAGAGGUCCGAGAGCUCGCGAUCAGUGCAGAUCUCGUACAUGAAGCCGCUGCCCAAGACACCAGACACUCCACCAAUAUCGAGAUUCAACACACCUACCAAAGGCGCGUCUGCGGACGGCGCAGCAACGAAUGUCCGGGAGCUGACGUCGAUUGAGGAGAAAGACAGCACCGGGGGCGGCGGGCUGACGAGGACAAAUACGGAUGAGUCCCUCCAGGUUCCUGAUAUCCACGUCCUGGGAACGGAGCAUAGCGAUGAUUCGGGGCCGAUAUUACCGAUUCAGGGCCGCGAGCUGCGGCUUUCGAGGGACAUGUUCACCAUGGAUAGGGACAAGAGACGGAAUAGCGCCGGAGAAGGGAGGUCUAAGAACUUCUCAAGGCCGAAGCGAUAG